AUGGGAAAUGCGCUAAGCUGCAUAAUAUUUAAGCCUCCAAGGCCAUCCUAUACGGUUAGGGAUCCACACCUGCAUAUGAUACCAGGUCCAAAUGGAUACUCUAUCGCGGCGUAUUUCAUUAAACACAGGAAGGCAGAAUUCACCGUCUUUUUCAGCCAUGGAAAUGCAGAAGAUAUUGGAAAUGUUUUCCAUUCCCUCCUUCAUAGGAUAUCCAACUGGAAUUGCAACUUUUUCGUCUAUGACUAUGCAGGGUAUGGAAUGAGUGGAGGCGCUCCAAGUGAAGACAACAUUUACUCAGACGCUGAGGUUGCCUUCGAUUACAUGGUCAAAGAAUUAGGUAUCGAUCCUUUGUCCGUAAUUUGUUUUGGAAGGAGUUUGGGAAGUGCUCCCUCAAUGCACAUUGCUGUUAGACGAAAGAUAUGUGGUCUUAUCCUACAGUCUCCCAUAGCUUCUAUUCUUAGGACAAAAAUAAAAAGGCUAAAACUGAGCUUUCCGUGUGACAUGUUUUGUAAUAUUGACAUCGCCCCCUAUAUUAAAGUACCAACUUUAAUCAUUCACGGCACCAAGGAUGAAAUUGUACCAAUAUAUGGUUCGAAAAAGAUGGCUAGGAAAAUAGAAGAAGUCUACUAUCUCUGGGUUAAAGGAGGAAUGCAUAACGAUCUUGACUACAAAUACACACGUAUAAUGGAGGGUGCAAUUCAGGAGUUCUUGGAAAUUCUGAGAAGACAGAAACGCGAUGCUAUGACAAACUAUAAUAGAAUUUUACCUUCUAAUGAUGAAAAACUCAAUAGUUGUGGGUUGUAUAAACACGGAACAUGCAAAGACGGUGAUACCAAUCUUUAUCAUAGCCUAGAUUCAAUUGUAACAAACGAGAGUAGGUACACAGAAAUUAGUCGUAUUUCAGAUUUGUCUAGACACGAGUUUCCCGAAAUCGACAAAGAAAAGGCAUCAAUAUUAGCGUAUGAGGUACAGUACAGAAAGUACAAGGGAUAUAAUUCUGGGCCCGGCGCUGUGCUCACAUUUGCAGGAAGCUUUAGAGAGUAUGAUCAAGGAUACUUAACAGAAUCCUCGAACUCUGAUGAAAUAACUGAAAAACGUAAAAGUAAAUGUAAUCCAUUUACACAGUGCUUUUGGAUAAAGACUGGGGUUUAA
Theileria equi strain WA is the source of this 1152-nucleotide messenger RNA. RefSeq lists its product as hypothetical. The record is from RefSeq and is a predicted model, not a curated record. Lineage: Eukaryota; Apicomplexa; Aconoidasida; Piroplasmida; Theileriidae. The transcript is spliced from 4 exons. Bases 1 to 1152 code for a protein of 383 amino acids.